Messenger RNA from Serendipita indica DSM 11827, 1293 nucleotides. Lineage: Eukaryota; Fungi; Basidiomycota; Agaricomycetes; Sebacinales; Serendipitaceae. The record is from the annotation of a GenBank genome assembly.
AUGGCCUUUAAAUUCGAGUUUGGCAGUCGUCGUUUCAUCCGAGAUGGGCCGCGCCCAGAGGAUAUCACCGUCUUCUUUAGCGAUGUCCUGUCAACAGACUCGUUUCUCCAGAUCAACGCCGCGGACAACAUUGUCAAGUGGUUUAGAAUGCGGAUCCAAUGCUCAAAUGACGCUUUGGACCUCCUCGUCACGCGUGCGGAUAAAGCUAGUAUCGUCUUUGGCUUUCUCGCAUGCGGGGAUACACGCCACGCGACGAUUGCGUACAACUCUGGCAUCGUCCCAGCGUGCAUCGAGCGCCUUUCGUCACCGGAUCCAGAAGCGCGAGUAAAGAGCGCGGAUCUUGGAACCUGGCGGCAGACGACGUCGAUCAUGAUUGGCACCAACGAGAUGCAGACGUACAUUACCUAUGCGACGAUGCUCCUCUGGGCGAUUAACCAUUUUCUAAAAUCGGCGCAGGACCUGCCGACGGCGCUGGUUCUCAGGAUACAAGAAUUGCUGUGUACGAUCAUCAUGUCCAACGUCGAGGAUACUAUUCUCGAAGAGUGCUGCUUUGGCCUCGCGACGAUCCUUCAGAUCAACUCCGAGGCUGGCGCGCUUUUUGGAAACGACAAGAUAUGCGGUCGACUAGUUCGACUGCUCGAGCGAGGGUCCAACGUCAAUAUCCAAAAAGCAGCGCUACAACUCGUCGGGGCGCUGACCGCCAAGUCGGAGGAACAUACGACGCGAUUACUGAAUAACAACCUCCUAUCUGCCCUCAGCGACCUCGUGGAGCACCAGUUGGGCGAGGAUGCGUGCUGGGUCAUUUCCAAUAUCAUCGCCGAGAGCGUCGAGCAUCUCAACCUCAUCGUCUACCACCCGAAAAUCCUUCCGACCGUUGUCCGAUUACUCAAAGUGGAUGCAUCUGGGUUUGAUGAAGACGAGUUUGGUGGUCGGAGUCGCGAAUCGUGCGCUAUCUUGGCCAAUAUUAUCAACAAGGGCCAAUUGAUUCUGUUUGGAGAGCACGAUCCGAUAGAGAUUGAUGGUGCGCCCGUCAAUCUAUAUCUAAAAUUGUUCGAGAGCUCCGGAGGAUUCGAGGGUCUGGCGCGGUUAGAGAAUAGGAAGGACCGGCCCGUUGCAGAAGCCGCGCAGCAGAUGCUCGCUCUGAUUGACGAGAUUAUGAACCCUCCAAUGACGGUGGAUAACGAGGCGGAGAUGACAGAAGACACGCCGGCAAAUGGACAUCCACCGAUAGCAUCGCAUGGAGGACCGGAAGACUCGAAGGGUGAAGAACCUAAUCAAGGAGGCGUUACCUAA